AUGUUACCAGAAAACACAAGCAUUCAGAGAGGGAGAGAGAUUAGGGUUAGGGUUUGCACUUUGCAGGAAACCCCAUUCUUCUUCUCUCCUGCAAACUAUAAAGCCCUAAGAAGAAACCCCAUUUUUAUUUUCUUUCUUAUCUCUCUCUGCAAACCAAAACGUUCCUGCUUUUCCCACCCAAUAAUGGCCUCAGAGAAGAACCCAGACCUCUCCCGCAAAGAGACUGAUUUCAACGACGAAAUGCAAGAGAUUGCCUUCGAUAAAAGAGGGUGUUGUUGUUUCUGGAUACCAUCCACUACCCUCUGGGAACGCAUAUCAACGGCGGAGAAAGAAGAGACCAGUUGGUGGGCCAAGAGUGUGAAUGCAUUGAAGAAAGUCAGAGAAUGGUCGGAGCUCGUCGCCGGUCCGAAAUGGAAGACAUUCAUACGCCAGUUCAACAAGAAUCGGGCGAAGCAGGGUAAAUUCCAGUACGAUCCUUUGAGUUAUUCUCUGAAUUUCGAUGAGGGUCCUGGGCAGAAUGGUCAUUUGGAAGAUGAUCGUGUCUUCCGAGAUUUCUCGUCGAGGUAUGCGUCGAUUCCGAUCUCGGCGAAGUCAUCGAUGGACUUGGGGAAGGACGGGCCGUCGUUCACGUGAUGGCCGUUCCUGGUUAAGUUAGGCUGCGGAGAGAAUUGCGGCGGAGGAAUUGCGAGAUUGUGGUGGUCGUCGACGACUCUGGUCUGGUGGUUGACUUUUUGGUUCGGUACUUUUUCUUUUAUUUUUAAUUAAAUUCAUUUAAUAAAUAUAAAUUGUCUAGCAUUUUUUGAGGGGAGAAAAUAGGGGUUGUAACUGUGUAUGGGAAAUAACAGAUUG
This is a messenger RNA of Ilex paraguariensis (yerba mate), 849 nucleotides long. Lineage: Eukaryota; Viridiplantae; Streptophyta; Magnoliopsida; Aquifoliales; Aquifoliaceae. The record is from the annotation of a GenBank genome assembly.